UUUUUUUUCCCUUUUUUCUCUCUCCCUCACGCACAAGUCCAGUCAAUCCUCCGCAAAUCAUUCAGAAGAACCAGAUCAAACAAUAAAGUCUGACCGAAAUGUCUCUACAAACUCCCCGCGUUCUCCCCUCACACCUACACGCCUUCAACCCCUCCACCUCUGGCCCACGCAGCGCACCCCCAGUCCGACUCCUCGGCACGGUCACAGCGUUACACGGCGACACAGCAACGAUUACCUGCGGGACACAUGGCGAUGUGACGUUGAUCUUGAAGCCCGACUCACAUCUGCAGAUGGGGAAACUUGUUGAGGUCGUAGGGAAGGUUGCGGAGAUUGAUGGUGGUCUUGGAAUCCGUGUUCUGGCCACAACAGAUUGGGGGAAUCCGGCUGACUGUGACUAUAAGAUCUACGAAAAGGUUGUUGAUGUGACACAUCGGCUUAAGCCUAUUUUCUAUGAGUCGCCUGAAUGA
Messenger RNA from Aspergillus nidulans FGSC A4, 467 nucleotides. Its product is annotated as putative ssDNA binding protein Ssb3. Gene Ontology annotation, cellular component: nuclear lumen; nucleus. The record is from RefSeq and is a predicted model, not a curated record. The coding region runs from base 99 to 467 and encodes 122 amino acids. The transcript is spliced from 2 exons. Lineage: Eukaryota; Fungi; Ascomycota; Eurotiomycetes; Eurotiales; Aspergillaceae. Gene Ontology annotation, biological process: DNA replication; DNA recombination; DNA repair. Gene Ontology annotation, molecular function: DNA binding.